Molecule: messenger RNA, 513 nt
Organism: Diorhabda carinulata
Lineage: Eukaryota; Metazoa; Arthropoda; Insecta; Coleoptera; Chrysomelidae
Exons: 2
Coding region: 101-469 (122 amino acids)
Source: RefSeq, a predicted model, not a curated record
UUUAAACGAAAUGUAAAUACGAUACUAAACUUUUUUUUAUCGCCAACUGAAAAUUAUAAAAGUGCAAUCGGUUCUUUGUUGAAAUUAGUGUAUUAACAAGAUGUUUAAAUUAAGUUUGGCGGUACUUCUGGUAGUACUGUUCGAUAUUAUAAACGGUUACACCUUUAGAAAGGGUUUUGAAGGUAGUUACAGUACAGGUAAUGAUGUUCGGAAUCGUUAUUUGGGAUUCAGAGCUGGCGAUGUAGAGAAGAAAUGCGUUUGUAUGAAUUGGAGGGCAUGCCAAGGUACCAUUGAUUCGUAUCCAUCUGAACCAUGUAGACCCAGUUACGCGUUUGUCUGUUGCAUACAACCGGAUCCAGAACCGAAUCCAGGCGGACACAUUGACAAUUACGACUGUCAAGAAGACCAACUCACAGAAUUAGAAAUACCCGGCUUAGAAUUAAUUCCAAAUCCAAAUACAUGCGAUUAAAAUCAUUUGUAUACAUUAAUAUUAAAAAUAAAUAAUCCCCAAUA